Molecule: messenger RNA, 1371 nt
Organism: Lentinula edodes (shiitake mushroom)
Lineage: Eukaryota; Fungi; Basidiomycota; Agaricomycetes; Agaricales; Omphalotaceae
Product: uracil-DNA glycosylase-like protein
Exons: 8
Coding region: 105-1214 (369 amino acids)
Biological process (GO): base-excision repair, AP site formation via deaminated base removal; base-excision repair
Cellular component (GO): mitochondrion; nucleus
Molecular function (GO): uracil DNA N-glycosylase activity
Source: RefSeq, a predicted model, not a curated record
GAAAUUCAAAUAAGUCACAGGCUUCAUACUUACUAUUAGCCUUUCCAUUGAGAGUGGACUUGAAGCGGAUUAGCUCCUUAUUUCUUUGCUUUUCUGCUUUCAGAAUGUCGACGGAAGAGGAAGUGGUAUAUUUCGAAGACGUUGACCGUCGUUCAAAUGUAGCGGUGUCCAGGUCUGUUGCUGUCGACAAAACCGAGGUCGCGAUUCAAGUGACCGCGUCAAAACCUGCCGCAACUGCGGUGAAGCGUCAGCGGACGCUUGUGGAUAUGUUCUCAACUUCAAACUCUCAGCCUAACUCAAAACGGCUUAAGACUUCUGUAUCUUCGUCUGUGGAGUCAUCCAGUCCUUCGCGCUCUAGUGCAUCUGUAUUUGGAAUCCAAAAGCUCAACUCUAUCCCAUUCUCCUUGAAAGCUUUCCAAGACUCUUUAAAUGAAGAGCAAGCUAGGCUUCUUCGCCUUGAAUGCGCCGUCAUGGGAAAGAGCUGGUUAAAAGUUCUGAAAGAUGAAAUCAAACAGCCUUAUUUCAUUGCUCUCAAACGUUUCCUUUGGGAUCAAGGUGUUCGAGAACCCCAGUAUUCACCUCAACCAUUAAAAGUAUAUCCUUCUCCCAAAGAUAUCUACUCGUGGUCAGAAACACCGCUGGGUAAAGUCAAAGUUGUGAUAAUAGGACAAGAUCCAUAUCCAGGCCCCAAUCAAGCGCAUGGCCUUUGCUUCUCUGUUCGUUUGGGAGUCCCAAUACCUCCAUCUUUAAUUAACAUCUAUGCAGAAAUAAAGAACGAGUAUCCGGAAUUCGAACCACCUAAACAUGGAAAUCUGGCCUCAUGGGCCUCCGCUGGAGUGCUUAUGCUCAACUCAUCUCUGACAGUCGAAGCGCGGAAACCCAAUUCUCACUCAGAUAAGGGUUGGGAACGAUUUACAGACAAGGUCAUUGAUGUGGUGGAUAGAUGGGGCGGUGCAUCAAUUAAAAUUGGCUCGUCUGGAGAGGCAAGUGGGGUCGGCCGUGGAGUUGUCUUCCUUGCUUGGGGAGCUUUCGCAGAAAAACGAGUAGCCCGUUUGAACAAGGACAAGCAUCUGAUCUUGAAAAGCUCUCAUCCUUCGCCAAAAUCAGCGCAUCGCGGAUUUUUGGGCAAUGGCCAUUUCAAGGCUGCUAAUAGUUGGUUGGAAGAGAAAUAUGGGCCGGAAGGUCCCGUCGACUGGUGUCGUUUCGAUGCUUGAAUCUGGAAGAGCCAAAAGGUCAACGUGAAAACAUAUUGUAUAUAAUUGUAUGCUGUCUGCUGGUGCGUCUCCUCGCACCACAUAAUACAUAAUGUCUCCCUGUAAAUUGAGUUCCACUCAUGGUUUACGCCACUUGCGUGAAUACUGUAGAUACUGG